UUAAAUUGAUAUAAAUCCACGGGUCAGUGAAAAAUUAAUCAGUCUUACUUGUCUUUUAGUCUAUAAAUUAAAUAUAUAGAUAUUUAAUUGAUCAGUGCUAUUAUUUUUUUUUUAAUCAUGAGAUUGUUAUUCGCGAUCACGUUAUCAAUUUUUAUUUCCACAGGUCACGGUGCUUACGAUCAUGUGGAAGCUAUAAAUGCCCAGAAGUGUAUGGAGCUUUGCAAUAAUUGUGGAGGAACUGGAUCUUACGUCGAUCAAUCUUGCGAAUGUUACGUCGGCGAAAGUGACGAAGAUGGAGAAUGUUUUGAUCGAAUGAAAAGAAAAGCCCGGCAAUGGAACUUGGAUUUAAUAAAUUGUAAACGCGGAUUAGCUGGUCGUCCAUCGCGUUGCAACUAUCAAAAUUCUCGACGUAUUGGUUCAUAUGACAUAUGUCGUAUAGCUCAGUACUUUUUGAGCGGAGGUCCGGCAAAAAGGAUCCCGAUUGUAAAAUCUAAAUGCGAUUGCAAUCCAACAACAACAACUACAACAACAUCAACGGAACCGACGAUAAUAAAAACAAUUAUAGACAACUGCGAAGAAAUUCCAGACGAAUGUAAUCCUACGACAGAGCGACCAAUAGAAGACCCUUGUGAGGAGUACAAACCAACUCCUCGGCCUUCUACCUACCUAGAACCACAUUACGAUUAUCCUAAACCCACGUUCCUCAUCCAUAACCCAGAACAUCGGAACACCCAUCGUCUAUUACAGGCCUCAGUCCUACCCUCUGGUAAUUUAUUAAGUAAUUAUUUAUAUCAAGGUGGUAAUCAAAAUUAUCCUGUUCAAUUUCCCGCUUUUCCUACUCGGCAAACUCUGUCACCUUAUGAUUUAAAUAAAAAUAAAUAUAUGGAAAAUAUGCACAAAGCAAUGAUGGAACGUAAUUACUACAACUCGUUGAUGGAAAGCCAAGCGUAUAAAAACAAUAAAAUGAAUUCAUAUAAUUACAACACAUUUUCAACAAACGGUUACAUGAAUUCCCUGUAUCCAAAUAAUUAUAAUUACAUGCAAUCAUUAUAUGCAAACGGAAACGCCAAUAACAAUUAUCAAAUCGAUAGUUACUUGCAAUCAUUGUCAUACAACGAUUUAUUCCAGCUGCAAAAGUUUUUAACAAAUCAGAACUCAAUGCUGCAGCCCUUGCUGCAAAGACUUCAAAGCAGCGCACAAGUUGACAAUAAUUACAUGCCGCUUAAUAUGAUGGUGGGCGCAGCAAAUCCCUCUUCAACAGACAAUACUAUGAAUCAAGAAAAUACCACUCCCCAGGUAUUAACGACACUUGGGUCGUCUAAUGAUGAAACUGUAGUAUCAUCCGCUGAGAGAAAUGAUAAUACAGUGAUAGUAAUAGACGAGUCUCAAACGAUGCAAGGUGGAGAUGAUAAUUCAAAUGACAGUACUGAAAGGUCAAGAAGAGUUGUGCGGCCUACUUUUAAUCGUAGGAUCAUGAAGCGAGAGUUUAAAUCAUUGUAAAGUCAUUAUUAAUAUUAAUAUUGGGUAUGUGUGAAUAAUGUUUCAAUUGAAUCGAAUUAUUCGAUGAUCCAGAAGUUAACAGACAAUUAAAAAUUUCUUGAUUUUUUUGAAAAUUUAAAAAACUGUAGGUGAAUUUUUUUUAAAUAUAUAUUUUUUUUAUUACUUAUAGUUUUCGUAAUGACAAAUGGUCUAAGACAACUGAUCCUACGACAAUUUAAUAGAUUCUGAAAGUAAAAAGAUUAAAUCUAAUCACCAGUCCCGUAAUUGGGACAUCGAUAGGUUGGAUCAGAUGUAAUUGGGAUCAGUUUACAUGGAUCUUAUCAUUUGAACUGUUUGUUGGUUUUCGAAUUAUUCGUGAAUUUUUUCAUCAUUAGAAUUUGAAUGAAUUCAGUUUAAAUUUCGAUUAUUUGAUUUUUAUUUCAGUGAUUUAUGAAUAAUUCGUAAGUUCGGAAUAUUCGCACAUUUAAAAAUAUAUUAUUUAUUUAAAUUAUAAUUAUUUAUUAUUAUUAUUAUUAUUAUUAUUAUUAUUAUUAUUAUUAUUAUUAUUAUUAUUAUUAUUAUAAAGUUUAAUGGGAUCAUUGCAAUUAAAGAAAAAUUUAUAGCU
This is a messenger RNA of Microplitis demolitor, 2104 nucleotides long. Its product is annotated as dr1-associated corepressor homolog. Bases 118 to 1500 code for a protein of 460 amino acids. Lineage: Eukaryota; Metazoa; Arthropoda; Insecta; Hymenoptera; Braconidae. The transcript is spliced from 5 exons. The record is from RefSeq and is a predicted model, not a curated record.